Messenger RNA from Girardinichthys multiradiatus, 4249 nucleotides. It is a transcript of the gene mmp15b, whose product is annotated as matrix metallopeptidase 15b. NCBI's taxonomy places the organism in Eukaryota, Metazoa, Chordata, Actinopteri, Cyprinodontiformes, Goodeidae. Gene Ontology annotation, biological process: proteolysis; collagen catabolic process; extracellular matrix organization. The transcript is spliced from 12 exons. Gene Ontology annotation, molecular function: zinc ion binding; metalloendopeptidase activity. The record is from RefSeq and is a predicted model, not a curated record. The coding region runs from base 616 to 2592 and encodes 658 amino acids. Gene Ontology annotation, cellular component: extracellular matrix.
CAGUGCGGACCCUGAGGACAGGACUGUGAGCGACUGUCCUGGAGGAUUCAAGCCGGGAAAAAGGAAACCUGAACUCAAAAGCCAAGGGGAAACGUAAAUACGUUUAUUAAACACAUUUGCGAACCGCAACUUAUUUUAUUUGAUCAAAUAGUGCUAAAGCUGAAGGAAUUGAUUGCCGUGGCGAACUGUAUUGUUUGUUUCAACUUUAUCCAGACAACUUCAGUCUCUGCUGUCGGGAAUUAAUACAAGUCCAUGUUAUUAUAUCAGCAGUAAUUCAAUAAAGAAAACUACAAGACGCGUCAAUAUCUCUUUUUAAGUCAAGCGCGUGUUCCUACUUUGAUGUGGAUUAAAUGAGUGGUGCGCUCACGUGCUCAACUCCUAUCACACAUAAGAGCAGAAUAGUUACACACUGAAGGUUUUGCUGUCCGGACUCACGAGUCAACAUCUCAGCGGGCCACUGAAAUGUAACCAUGGAGCUUCUUAGGAUAUAAGUGCACCCCUGAAGACUGUGCGCCGACAUAAAGGAAGAAAGCGCUGCGGAGUUUCAGUAACACGUAUCCGCAUAAACUAAGACACCGUUGGGACUGAACCCCAGGGAAGCAUCUCUAAUUUUCCAUGAAAGACGCCCGGACCAUGGCCGCCUCCUCACGGGACAGCUGCUUCUGGUUGCUCUGGAGACAGACCCUGCUCGCGCUUUGGCUGUGUGCGGUUGGAGCGCGUGGAGCGGAAGAUGAAAGCGGCUUUAACGCCGAGUCAUGGCUGAGGAUGUAUGGGUACCUGCCCCAGGCCAACCGACAGAUGUCCACUAUGCGAUCAGCUCAGAUCCUGUCUGACGCCAUCAGUGACAUGCAGCGCUUCUAUGGACUGGAGGUGACUGGUCAGAUGGAUGCUCACACCAUCAGUGCCAUGAGGAGACCCCGCUGUGGUGUGCCUGACAAGUUUGGAGGGCAGAUCAAAACCAACGUGCGCCGGAAGCGUUAUGCACUCACUGGACAUAAAUGGAGCAAGAGCCAUCUCACUUACAGCAUUCAGAACUACACUCCCAAAAUAGGAGAGUAUAACUCAUAUGAGGCCAUCCGACGGGCCUUUAAGGUCUGGGAGGCGGUGACCCCACUGACCUUUGAUGAAAUCCCCUACCAGGAAAUCAAAUAUGGACGGCGUAAGGAGCCCGACAUCAUGAUCUUCUUCGCCUCGGGUUUUCACGGAGACAGCUCACCUUUUGAUGGAGAGGGGGGUUUCCUGGCUCACGCCUACUUCCCUGGACCUGGGAUGGGUGGGGACACACAUUUUGAUGCUGAUGAACCUUGGACCAUAGGGAACCACAACAUACAAGGUAAUGAUCUCUUCCUGGUGGCAGUCCAUGAGCUGGGACACGCCCUGGGUUUAGAGCACUCCAGUAACCCCCUGGCCAUCAUGGCACCUUUCUAUCAGUGGAUGGAGACUGAGAACUUCAAGCUGCCUGACGAUGAUCGACAAGGCAUACAACAGAUCUACGGUCAGCCAGACAGCGCUCCCACUCCGGCUCUGCCCACUGUGCCGGCACGUCGUCCAGAACCCAGACCACCUCAGACUCCCCCUCGACACCCUGACCGCCCCAGAACCACUGACAGACCCGAUCACUAUGGGCCUAAUAUCUGUGAAGGGAACUUCGACACUGUUGCUAUGUUGCGCGGAGAGAUGUUUGUUUUUAAGGGUCGGUGGUUCUGGAGGGUGCGCAGGAACAGGGUCCUUGAUAACUACCCCAUGCCCAUCGGCCACUUCUGGAGGGGUCUGCCUGGGGACAUCGAUGCUGCUUACGAGAGACACGACGGCAGGUUCGUCUUCUUUAAAGCAAACAGAUUUUGGCUCUUCAGGGAGGCAAACCUGGAACCGGGCUACCCUCUCGAGCUGGUUGAUUAUGGGCGCGACAUUCCAUAUGACCGGAUAGACACAGCUAUAUGGUGGGAACCAUCUGGCUACACCUACUUCUUUCAAGGAGACAGGUACUGGCGCUUCGAUGAGACGUCGCGGUCAGCUGACAGGGGCUACCCAAAGUCGAUCGAUGUCUGGGAUUCCUCAGUGCCUUCGUCUCCCAAGGGGGCCUUCCUGAGUGAUGAUGGGGCAUACACCUUCUUCUAUAAGGGCUCCAAGUACUGGAAGUUUGAUAACCAACGUAUGAAGAGUGAACCAGGCUAUCCUAAGUCCAUCCUAAGAGACUUCAUGGGCUGUAGUGUGGACCUAGAUCCCGACAGGGACACAGACUCUGGGCGUAAAUACCCAGACCUGAACCGUCCACCAUUCAACCCAGACGAAGGACGUGAUGCUGACAAGGGCAAAGGACGGGAUGGGACAGAUCACGAAGGCAAAGGCUCAGACAAGGACAAGGAUGAAGACUACAUUGAGGGUCGGGAAGAAGACACCAAUGAUGUAGACGUGGUGCUAAAGGUGGAUGACAGUGAAGAACGAACCAUGAACAUUUUGAUGGUGACCAUCCCUCUGGUCCUGGUGAUGUGCAUUCUGGGAUUGAUCUACGCCAUUAUUAACACAUUGCAGAGCAAAGGGACUCCACGGCUGCUGGUGCACUGCAAGCGCUCCCUUCAGGACUGGGUCUGACCCUUGGCUUGAGGAGGCCCUGGACAUUAAAUUACUCCCCUCCUCUGGCCCAGACCUCUUUCUAGUGAUCCAUCUGUGCUCAGUGGUUCUUGCAGCUCUUAGUAAAUGUGGCGGUAGAUCCAUGCUGAUCCAGUACUGAUAAAAACUACAAGCAAACGUAAAUUAUGUCUUACAUUUAGAGACACUGAUACACCACCUUAACCACCUCCCAUCUCCCAUGGUGCUCUACAAUGCGUUGACUGUAGUCUAUUUAUGAGAGAGAACUUUGCACAUUUUUUUCAUGUUGUUUUGUUUUGGUUCCUUCUGUGUGAGACGUCAUGUUGUUAUUAUUAACUCUUAACUAGGAAAGCUGUUCUGUUUUCUGUCUUCUCUGCUAGCCUCUCCUUCUUCCUUUAAUCUCAGCGGGGGCUUUCUCUUUGCGGAUAUCUUAACAUCUGCUCAUGUCAUCUCACAAAGGGUGAGACAAAGCACUAGGCUUUAAACAUGCUUGGUGAUCAAAUCUGUCGUGACAUUUGGAUUCUUGUCUGCCAUACAGUUGAUGGGUUUAACUGGACAUGGUUAGCAUAGAAUCAAUGGAGAUCUGGGAAAUGUUGAAAUCAAACUUCAGGCUUUAAACAAAACGUUGAGUUAGACAAUUAAGGUAGUUAUGUCUUCCCAUGUUGUCUUGGAUUUCUUACAAUCUUACAAUUAGUUUUAUGCUUUCCAGAAAGGUUGGGAUCUGAUCAACAGAGUUGUUUAAAAAAAAUCCAAUUAAACAUGUUUUUCCUUUUUUUAGAAAAGGAUUGGCCAUGUUCAUGCUAACUGAUAUUUUAGAAAUCAGACAUCUUUGAGAUUCUUCAGUCAGAAAAAUGGAUUUUCAAAAAUGCUUUCCAAGGAACCACAACAGCAGUGGCGCCGUUGGUUCCAUUUGGUUCCAUUAGACUAAGAUGUGCUGAGAAAGGUCAUGGCUGACAUGAAAUGCUUCACCCUGUCGCCACACUUCCACGGAUGAACAGAUCAUUACAGAAUGGACUGAAAAGGAUUUAAAGAACAUGUUGCCUCACUAUGUUCUAUUUCAUUUUCACAUUAGUAAGCUUUUCUGGCCUACGAUUAAUUGGGCUUAAAGGACUGCAGUUUGUCCAGAUGCUCCUGUUUUCCCAAAAAGCCCCUCAGCUUGCUCGUUGAGCCCAUCCACUUGGAAACCACUCAUUUUAUAUCGCCACUCAACUAACUCGAACCACUCUCCAUGGGAAUGGAACAGAAAAGAAGGCUACUAAAUGACUUUCAGACCUUGAGAGUGAAACAUGAGCGAUCAUUGUGCUUCAUACAGACACUAAAACUGGUGGGCAGGCGUCCUAAUAAAAAACUGCCUCUAUUCUCUAGUUGCAGCUACAGUAGAGACUGGCUUUAUGCAGUUUGGCUCUCUUUGUUUCAGUUAUUUUGUGUAAAGAAAAACUUCAGCUUCAUCUCUACCUGGGAUGAGAUGAAGGGAAUUUUUUUUUUUUUUUUUACUUUUUUGUUUAUAACAUUCCAAUGAAUAUUUUGGAUGUGUUUUUUUUUUUUGUUGUUGUUAGAAAGUGAGAUUUUUUUUACAUUUGUGUUGUGUUCAAUUCUAGUUGAGUGUGUUAACAAGCCAUGCUGGACAUGUACACAUUAAAAAGUGCUCUGAGAAAAGGAA